AUCUGCGCCCGUCCUUUGUUUAGAGACGUCAAUUGCACGAUAUACAUCACUAUACGUAGCAGGGAAAGUCAUUACAUCCUCUAAAUUCUUCUAUGACCCCAUAGCAGCCAAUCACCACCCGUCUCGAUAUCGGGCCUCGGUUCUCCGGUCUGACUCUGCGUGCGGCCUCCAUAAUGUACCAUUCAUAACUCAUACCCUCUGCUUAACCCCCCUCAAACCGCAAUGUCUUCCGACACAGGAACAGAAGAUCUGAUCUCCCACCUAAAGUCCGUCCUUCUCGGGCUAAAUGCUCACCCCUACCCCGAGGUCGCCUGCCCACCUGGACUCCCGAAACGCGCGUCCGUAGCCCUGAUCCUCCGCAUACAGCCCGGUUACGCACACUGGCCCGCCGUACAGGAUAAACCGUUUCCGCUUCAUCAUCCCGCUCCGCAUCCACGCAGCCCUACACAGCCACGUCGCCGCUCAUCGGUGGCUUCGCAUCCGCCUCACAAGCUCUCAUUCAAAGACAUAUUAGAUACGUUUUUUGAGCAGGACUGGGUGAAACAUGGAGAUCCGGAGUUGCUGUUCAUAAAGAGGGCGACAAGGGUAGGGGACAAGUGGAAUGGCCAUGUGGCCCUCCCAGGAGGGAAGCGGGACCCGGAGGACGAGGAUGACCAGGUCACUGCUAUGAGGGAGUCGCUCGAGGAGGUGGGCAUUGAUCUUAGCUAUGCGAAUGCGAUAGCUGUGGGGAAUUUGCCGCAGAGGAUUGUUACAACUAGCUGGGGAAAGGUACCAUUAAUGGUACUCUGCCCCUACGUCUACCUCCUAACCUCACCCCUAUACCCGGCCCAAAAACUCCAGCCCACCGAAGUAGCCAGUACGCACUGGGUGUCCCUCCGUGCCCUCCAAUCCCCCGCGCUCCGCACAUACGAAUACGCCGACGUAUCCGCGCGCCUCGCCCGCUCCGAGCUAGGCAUAAAGCGCUGGUUUCUUCAAGCCAUGCUUAGCAAGAUGAUGUUCGCCGCCAUCCGCCUAGUACCCUCGAACUCCACAUACUGCGCCUCGAUCCCAGGCUUCGUACCGGAAGGAGACACGCCGGACAGCGGUGUGCUGGGAACGAUUAGGGAGGCGCUUAUGGGACCCGAAGCAGGGUAUCACAAAAGACAAGCCCCGUUGCUGUUGUGGGGAUUAACCCUUGGUGUGGUGUCGGAUUUCCUGGAGCAUAUUCCACCGCAUAAUGCGCUCGAGCUAUGGACGUAUCCCACAUUUACGAACUGGGAUGUCCGGUUCGUCAUGUGGGCUAUGUCGUACCGCUUCCGGAAGCAGAAAUCGCUAGAAAUGAGCACGGUAGCUCAAACCAGCACUACCGGUAUCGUCGAAGAAGGCGUCGAUGCCGCUGAAAUGCCAAAACAGGAUCUUUCUGGGGCCAAGGAAGACGAAGAAAAACCUGGCGAAGUAGGCAUCGCAGGCCUAGGAGUAGGCUGCAACUGGGGAAAGACAGGCCGUGCAAAGAUGGUAGCCAGAGGCGCAGCUGUGAACUCCAUGCUGGAAGGCUACUAUCCCAUCGUGCGGAAAGCGGUGGCCACGGCCUUAGUAGGUCGCAUCUCCGUCGUUGCACUUCUCGCGGCGUUUAUAUGGAACAAGUAUAGACCGAGGGCAUCACCCCCUUAGUUGUUGUAAUAUAGAAUAGUUUUUUCUUUCAUACGUCGACAUGAUCUGAUAUGGAGGUCUGUUUCUCGCUGGGAAACCGCUCCGCUGCAGCCCAUAGCCAUGUAGCUCCCCCGCCGACUCACCAGGUAAUAGGACUCCAAGUCUCCCCAGACA
Molecule: messenger RNA, 1803 nt
Organism: Trematosphaeria pertusa
Lineage: Eukaryota; Fungi; Ascomycota; Dothideomycetes; Pleosporales; Trematosphaeriaceae
Product: nudix family hydrolase
Exons: 2
Coding region: 223-1650 (475 amino acids)
Molecular function (GO): coenzyme A diphosphatase activity
Source: RefSeq, a predicted model, not a curated record